This is a messenger RNA of Trifolium pratense (red clover), 908 nucleotides long. RefSeq names its product thioredoxin-like protein CITRX, chloroplastic. Lineage: Eukaryota; Viridiplantae; Streptophyta; Magnoliopsida; Fabales; Fabaceae. Gene Ontology annotation, biological process: cell redox homeostasis; plastid organization. The record is from RefSeq and is a predicted model, not a curated record. Gene Ontology annotation, molecular function: protein-disulfide reductase activity. Bases 81 to 626 code for a protein of 181 amino acids. The transcript is spliced from 4 exons. Gene Ontology annotation, cellular component: thylakoid.
CUGCGAAAGACAAACCGAAGAAGAUAAACCCCUUUCACUCAAAAACCCUUUUUUUUUCUCUUCCUCACUCAAAAUCAUCAAUGGCUCUCUUCCAUUCUCUUACUCUUCCACUUCACAGACUAACCACUCUUUCACCCUUUUCUUCCAAACCUCUAUCUAUUUCUCUACCUCACACCUCUUCAUCUUCAACACAUCAACAACACUCUUAUCCUCUCACCACAAAAACAACAACUCACUUCAACAACAAUAGAAAAUUGCUUUGCAAACCACCUAAAGGAAAACAUAUUAGAGAAGACUAUCUUGUGAAAAAGUUUUCAGCUCAAGAAAUCCAAGAGCUGAUGAAAGGAGAAAGAAAUGUUCCUCUUAUUAUUGAUUUCUAUGCAACAUGGUGUGGUCCAUGCAUCUUAAUGGCUCAAGAAAUUGAAAUGCUUGCAGUUGAGUACGAGCAAAAUGCGAUGAUUGUUAAGGUUGAUACAGAUGAUGAGUAUGAGUUCGCACGUGACAUGCAGGUUCGAGGGCUGCCUACGGUUUUCUUUAUUAGUCCUGAUCCAAAAAAAGACGCUAUCCGAACUGAAGGUCUUAUACCAAUACAGAUGAUGAGAGAUAUCAUUGACAAAGAAAUGUGAAACAGUUAAGGGUACUCAUCACCUGACAUAGUUGAAAUUUCUAGAUCUUGCAAUAUGCUGUUUGGUUUAAAUGUAGCCUAUUUUGGGACAGAUUUGAAGUGCUAACCAAUUCAUAUGAAUUUGGCUUUUGAAGUUCAUAAAUUGUAUGAUAGUUUAUGUAAUGUUUGAGCCUUUGAGGUCGACAUAUGAUGUAGUGUAUCACGUGUGAUGUUUUAUAGAAAGACAUCUUAGCAUUAUUGUAAGUUUAUUCUAUUCAAAUAUAAAAUUUGUUAUUGAAAGGAA